AACAAAACCAGCCUGUCAUGUGGCAGCGGUGGAGGUACAGUCAUAGCAUUGAAGAGAUUUGUAAUGCAAGGCGGGUGAUUGUUACCCAGUGAUCUUUCACAGAACUUGCGAACCAGCACUGUGAGCACAUGACCGCUGUGCGGUCGCUUGGAGGAGGAGAUUUUGGUUUGGUGGGAGAACAUGCGCUGAGCCAUAAUCUCACUGCGAAGAGGUGGAUUAAAAUGGAACUUUCAAAAGUUUUACAUUCAAAAGGACCAAAAUUGUGACUUAGGAUGUUUUUUCUCGUCUAUAAUAAACAUUUCAAAUCAUUUUACAUGACAGUGAAAAUUCUUUUUUUCCCCUGGAUGUAUUUUUCCACUGAUACAUUGGUUUCAAUUUAUUUCUGUAUUGGCCUACUUUGGACUUUCACCUCCCCUGUAAAUCACUUCAUCCUGCUCUAAUCUCCUCAGCUCCCCUUUCCUUUUUACCAUCAUUUCCCCAUUUCCUGCCUCUCUUCAACUUUCUUGCAAUCCUCACCUCUUCACUUCUCGGCUUCUUUUCCCCUCUUCUUCUUUUCUUUCUUCCUUUCUGUCCCUGUUUUGUGGUUGUCCCCCUGUAAACCUCCGUCAUAUGUCGUGCAUGGUCAGCACCUGACCGGCUCCCUGUUGGCAGUAGCAUUCCUCACGUCCUUCGGGAGCUCCAUGCUCUAUGGCUACAAUCUGGCUGUGGUCAACUCCCCCGCUGUGUACAUAAAGGACUUCUACAACAAGACGGUGGUGAGUCGCAAUGGCACCGGACUCAGUGCGGAUACCCUCACCCUCAUGUACUCCCUCACCGUGUCCGUCUUCGCCAUCGGAGGUCUGCUGGGCUCCCUGGUCGUGGGCAUGCUGGUCACUCGCUUUGGCAGGAAAGGUACAGUGGUAAAUACAUCAGUGCUGGUGUUUAUUGCCGGCUCGCUCAUGGGCUUCAGCAGGAUUUGUGGUUCACCUGAGAUGGUGAUCAUUGGCCGCUUCAUCACAGGAAUUCACUCAGGCAUCUCUCUGAGCGUCGUGCCGAUGUACCUGGGUGAGAUAGCGCCGAAGAACCUGCGAGGCUUCCUGGGUCUCGUGCCGAGCAUCUUCAUCGGCACCGGAGUCUUCACCGCCCAGAUCCUCGGCCUGCAUGAGCUUCUGGGAAAGGAGGAGCACUGGCCCCUGUUUCUUUCAGUGGUGGUGGUACCCACCUUCAUCCAGCUGAUGCUGUUGCCGUGGUUCCCGGAGAGCCCCAGAUACCUGCUGAUGGAGAAACACAACGUCCACGCCACCAUAACAGCCCUGAAGUGGUACCGGGCCAAGUGCAACAUCCAGGCUGAGAUCGAGGAGAUGCAGGAGGAGCAGCGCUCGCUGUCGUCCGUGGAGACGCUGUCGGUGUGGAAACUGUUGCGGGACGACACGGUGCGCUGGCAGGUGCUCAGUGUGGCGGUCGUGAACAUCGGCAUGCAGCUGUCCGGCAUCGAUGCUAUCUGGUUCUACACCAACGACAUCUUUGAAAAUGCAGGAAUCCCGACUCCAGAGAUCCAGUACACCACGGCCGGCACGGGGAUAAUAGAGAUCAUCGCCGGAGUCAUUGGGUGUUUCACCAUAGAGAAGUUGGGCAGGAGGCCGCUCAUGGUCGGGGGUUUCGCCAUGAUGGGCAUCUGCAGUGCGGGAAUCACACUGUCACUCAUUUUACAGGUUCACUUAUUGUUCAUGCGCUACAUCAGCGUUGGCUGCGUGGUCGGCAUCAUCGCUGGCUUCUGUAUCGGUCCAGCCGGCGUCCCCUUCCUGGUCACAGCGGAGCUGUUCAAACAGUCGCACCGCCCCGCCGCCUACAUCGUCGGAGGGUCACUCAACUGGGUGUCCAACUUCACUGUGGGCUUCGUCUUCCCCUUCCUACAGAUGGCAGCCGGCUCCUACUGCUACCUGGUCUUCGCCACCGUGUGUCUGUCCGUGGCCGUCUACGUCUACGUGGUGAUCCCGGAGACCAAGGGCAAGACCUUCAUGGAGAUCAGCCGCAUGUUUUCCAAGAAGGAGGCGGUGCCGGAGACCCAGGGCCUGAUCCACGUGGACCACCUGAAGCUGAAGAAGAUGAACGGCUACGGCGGCAUGGAGCACGCGUCGCUGGAGCUGGACAGCUCUUCUUCCGUGCCUUAAGCUGAGCUUCAGGCCUCUCACUGGGGACUACAAAAAAAACAACAACAAAAAAACACACCAGCCACCUUCUCCUCUCCAUUCUGUUAUUCACCAAACUUCCCCCGCAGCGCGUGACGCUCUGGUCGGGUGAAAGCUGGACUUGGUCACAUGGAUCGCACUCAGGUUCAAAAACACUGCAGAAAAUAGAGUUUGCAGUCCUGCUACUUGCAUUAUCGACGAAAAAUGUUUUUAGCCCUGAAAGGAAAAUUCCGGUAGAUCACAUCUUGGCUCUUGUUUUUCAUAGGUUCUCUUCCUCUCAGUGGUAGAAACACUCUACUCACCGAGCUAUCAGCUGAAGUCUGGGACAUCACCGGGCAAAGGGUUCGACCGGACAACAAACACAAACAGGUUAGCCGGAGAAAAUCCAUCAGAGUUUACAUGGCCACUUUCUGUGCUGACUUCAGAUGUGCACACAGAUUUACAUCAUCUGGAUAAACUGCUGGUGUAUUUUAUUCUUUUCUCUGCAACUGCAUCACGUCAAUGUUCCGAGCUCUCGGCCGUUACUCUGGCGAGUACCGUGUUACUAUAGUCGAAAGGAAUCAUGGCCCAAGUUGUAAUAAACUAGAAUUGUGUUUUAAUAAA
Scophthalmus maximus (turbot) is the source of this 2771-nucleotide messenger RNA. It is a transcript of the gene slc2a15a, whose product is annotated as solute carrier family 2 member 15a. Gene Ontology annotation, molecular function: hexose transmembrane transporter activity. Gene Ontology annotation, cellular component: membrane. Lineage: Eukaryota; Metazoa; Chordata; Actinopteri; Pleuronectiformes; Scophthalmidae. The record is from RefSeq and is a predicted model, not a curated record. The transcript has 12 exons. Bases 681 to 2150 code for a protein of 489 amino acids. Gene Ontology annotation, biological process: monosaccharide transmembrane transport.